AUGUCACCCCAGUCUCAUCGCUUUUUUGGGAAGGUUGCAACAGAUCUCGCGGGUGUUGAUUCAUUGGGACUCGGCCCGCUUGCUGGUCCAGACCAAUUGGCCAGAUACCCGAGGCUAGGUCCAGUCAGCCUGCGUGCUGCUUGCCCUGCUGGCGGUGGCAAUAUCACUAGGGCUUUGAUAAGACGUGCUGACAGGGAGGUUCAAAUCUUUGCCAAGUCGUCUGCCCCAGAAGUUCGUCUGAUCUGGUUUUCCCGGUUUUCUGUCCUGCUCUCGAGCUACUCAAUUGUCAAAAUGGAGUCCGACAGCGCCCAAGUAUCAGAAAAACACGCUCGCACCGAAUCAAUCGAAGUUGGCGAGUCGCAGCCCUUCGACCAACAUGCGACUAAGAAGCUCUUGAGGAAGCUAGACUGGCACAUCAUUCCCUUCAUGAGUCUGAUCUACCUACUCUGCUUCCUUGACAGGACGAACAUUGGAAAUGCUAGGUUGGACCAUUUGGAGCAGGACCUCAAAUUGAAGGGCAUUCAGUACAAUGACUGCCUUGCCAUUCUCUUCCCGUUCUACAUCGCGGCCGAGAUCCCGAGCAACAUGAUGAUGAAGCGCCUUCGGCCGUCGAUCUGGCUGACAUUCAUCAUGGUCUGCUGGUCUGCGUCGAUGAUCGGGCAAGGAUUCGUGAAGGACUACUCAGGGCUCAUGGCGACUCGCGUAUUUCUCGGGAUCUUUGAGGGUGGCCUGUUUCCCGGCGUCAACUACUACAUCACGCAAUGGUACUGCCGAAACGAAUGUGGCUUCAGAAUGGCUCUCUUCUUCUCAGCAGCGACUCUCGCCGGUGCGUUCGGUGGUAUCCUUGCGCGAGGAAUUGCCGAGAUGCACGGAGUAGGCGGCCUCUCGGCCUGGGCAUGGAUCUUCAUCCUCGAGGGUCUUCUGAGUAUCUUGGUGUCCUUCACUGCGUACUGGGCAAUCUACGACUAUCCUGCCACAGCACAAUUCCUUUCGGAGAAGGAGCGAUCAGAAGUCCAACGCCGACUGCAAGUAGACUCAGGCCACCUAUCUAACGAGUUCAACAUCAAGUAUGUCUGGCAGGCCAUCAAGGAUUGGAAGAUCUACAUCCACAUGCUCAUCUGCAUGGCGGGCUUCUGCCCCAUCUACUCGAUUGCCCUUUUCCUACCAACCAUUAUCAAGAACAUGGGCUACACCUCCAACACCGCUCAACUGAUGUCGGUGCCGCCGUAUUGCUUCGCUUGUAUCUUCACGAUCGCCGCCAGUUGGUAUGCGGAUCGCGUGAGACAGCGUGGUAUUUUCCUGAUGGGCUUCCAGCUGGUGGGAAUCCUGGGCUUCGGUCUCUUGGUCGGUACCAGCAAAUCCUCUGCGCAGUAUGCCGGCACCAUUUUUGCCGCCAUCGGCAUCUAUCCUCAAAUCCCACUUGGUCUCGCCUGGAACAGUAGCAACAUCGGCGGAAGUUUGAAGCGGGGAACCGGUAUUGCGAUGCAAGUCAUGGGUGGUAAUUGCGGCGGCAUCAUUGCGUCUUACGUCUACCUUAGCCGGGAUGGACCUCGCUACACUACCGGCCACAGCAUUCUCAUUGGCUUUGUGAGCAUGGCCUUCUUCUUGACGUUGUUCAUGACCACAUGGUGCAGAAGGGAGAACGCCCGCAGAGACCAAGUUGCUAGUGAUGCCGGAGCGCAGGAGUUGACUGCAGAGCAAAAGGAGCUGGAAGCUGAGCUCGCAGAUAAUGUGCCGUUGUUCGACGCCUUGUCUGACGGUAUUUUGCCCCGAAAUCAGAUCGUCCGAGUAGGCUCCACUGAAGUCUCGGCCACGAUCCGGGCUCUGGUCAUUGGAACCUUUUUGUUCUCGGCAAUGACAUCUGACACCUCCAUUUUGGGUCCGAACAAACGCCAGCAGGCGACGUGGCCGAUGAAGGGGCCUUUCAGAAACCUGGGCGCCGCGGCGGGUGGUGGGCGGGAUCAAAGAUGGCGGUUUCAGAACAAGGGAGUGUUUCCGCGAGAAUGUUGGUGGUUUGAACUGACUGACAUUGUCAUGAGAGACUUGGAAACUCCAACCGACAGCACGAUAUCGAACCUUUGCAAUCAUCAGAUUGUAUCCGUCAUACCCGGUGUACGAGAAUCUCCGGGUAGCUCAGCCACUUCAUCGCCUAAGAAUGACAGAACCGACCGGUCUCGAACGUCAUACGACAACGAACACGACGAAUGCGACGAACACGACAUGACCAAAGACGUGAAGAAUGAUAGGUACCAGGGCACAGAAGAUCAUUGUUCUUCUAGAAGACCUUUUCAGGGUUCGCUCGGUUUCGGUUUCAUCGAUACUCUCCGGCCCCGUGGCUAG
Messenger RNA from Colletotrichum lupini, 2340 nucleotides. Its product is annotated as high-affinity nicotinic acid transporter. NCBI's taxonomy places the organism in Eukaryota, Fungi, Ascomycota, Sordariomycetes, Glomerellales, Glomerellaceae. The transcript is spliced from 16 exons. Bases 1 to 2340 code for a protein of 779 amino acids. Gene Ontology annotation, molecular function: transmembrane transporter activity. Gene Ontology annotation, biological process: transmembrane transport. The record is from RefSeq and is a predicted model, not a curated record. Gene Ontology annotation, cellular component: membrane.